GCCGCCGCAACCGCCACUCCACAUUCGCUACUGCUGCCGCACGCCACCACGCCGCGCCACUCCGGCCCGGCACAACCACAACAACUUCACACUCCGCAGCGCGGCGCGCUCAACACGUUGUGGGACGGACACUGGGCGACAUAACCUUGCCAAUAUCAGCUGGAGCCAGGAGGUCCGACGCGACGCACCGCGACCGCGACCACUGGACCUGCACGGCCUGCACCGAGAUCACUGCGGAACUGCGGACGGGACCCCGGGCCGGUAGUUGUGCCCAUACCCGAUCCGUGUGCGCGUUCGCCACCCGCCACCGGACCAGGUCCAAGCCGACGGCUUCCUCGACAAGAUGUGCCUCACGGCCGCGGAGCAGCAGCCCUGCGCUCUGGUCCUGGAGGAUGGCACCAUCUUGCAGGGCCGCUCCUUCGGGGCGCCGGUGCCGACGCACGGCGAAGUCGUGUUUCAGACGGGCAUGGUAGGAUAUCCUGAGUCUUUGACAGAUCCCUCUUACCAUGCUCAGAUUUUGGUGCUAACUUACCCUUUAGUUGGAAACUAUGGUGUUCCUAAUGAAGAACUUGAUGAACAUGGUCUCCCAAGUCACUUUGAAUCCCGUCGCAUUUGGGCCUCUGGCUUGGUUGUCGGUGAGAUAUGCGAUACUCCAAGCCAUUGGGCUAUGGCCCGGACUCUCUCUCAGUGGUUGGGAACACAUGGUAUCCCUGGAAUAUGUGGCAUCGAUACACGUGCGUUGACUCAACGCCUUCGUGAACGUGGAUCAAUUUUGGGGCAUAUUGUGAUGGGGCCAAAUCCUGCACCCUCUCAGUCCCUCUCAUUUGUGGACCCCAAUUCUCGCAAUCUUGUUGCAGAGGUCUCAAUCAAGGCACCUGUCACUUACAACCCUAGUGGCACACCAAGAAUUUGUGCUGUAGACUGUGGCUUGAAAUACAACCAACUGCGUUGUCUCUUAAAACGUGGUGUACGUGUAGAUAUGGUACCCUGGAACCAUCCUUUGGACCCAAGCCAGUUUGAUGGACUUUUCCUUAGUAACGGUCCUGGUGAUCCAGCAAUGUGCUCUGUGACUGUUGAAAAUAUCAAGAAACUCCUUGCUGCCAAACCUGGAACGCCACAACUAAAACCAAUUUUUGGUAUUUGUCUUGGUCAUCAAUUGCUGUCCACUGCUGCUGGUUGUCGCACAUACAAAUUGAUCUAUGGAAACCGUGGUCAUAAUCAACCUGUCACUCAUCAUGGAACAGAACGUUGCUACAUGACUUCACAAAAUCAUGGUUUUGCAGUUGAUGCUCAGAAUUUACCCUCUGGAUGGAGUGCACUUUUUACGAAUACUAAUGAUAAAUCAAAUGAAGGCAUCGUUCAUGAUUCCAUGCCAUUUUUCAGUGUGCAGUUUCACCCAGAGCACACUCCUGGUCCUGAAGAUUUGGAGUGCUUGUUUGAUGUGUUUCUUGAUGAAGUGAAGGCUCAUGCUCAAAGCUGGGGACGGGGAUCUGGUAUGAAGAUGGCUGAUCGCAUUCAUGACCGACUUGUUUACCGCCCAGCACCAGGUGUUGUUCCUCCUUGCCCAGAAAAACCACCUCGAAAGGUUCUUAUUUUGGGUUCUGGUGGUCUUUCAAUUGGUCAAGCAGGCGAAUUUGACUAUUCAGGCUCCCAAGCUUUGAAAGCUUUGAGGGAACAAAAUAUUCAAACAGUUCUCAUCAAUCCAAACAUUGCAACAGUUCAGACUUCUAAAGGACUGGCAGACAAAGUUUAUUUCCUUCCCCUCAUUCCUGAAUAUGUUGAGCAGGUGAUUUGUCAUGAAAGACCAGAUGGCGUACUCCUCACUUUCGGUGGUCAGACUGCCCUAAACUGUGGGGUUAAACUGAAUGAAACAGGUGUAUUUAAAAAAUACAAUGUGAAAAUCCUAGGUACACCAAUUCAGGCUAUUAUUGAUACAGAAGAUCGCAAAGUUUUUGCAGAAAGAGUUAACGAGAUUGGAGAGAAAGUUGCACCAAGUUGUGCAGUUAACUCUGUCCAAGAAGCCUUGGAUGCUGCUGAAAAACUAGGAUACCCUGUCUUAGCACGCGCUGCUUUUUCAUUGGGAGGACUUGGAUCAGGUUUUGCUAAUACUGCUGAAGAGCUGAGAGUUCUUGCUACACAAGCUUUGGCCCACUCAAGCCAACUGAUUGUGGACAAAUCCCUUAAAGGCUGGAAGGAAGUGGAGUAUGAAGUUGUAAGAGACGCUUAUGACAAUUGCAUUACUGUUUGUAAUAUGGAGAAUGUCGAUCCUUUGGGAAUUCAUACUGGAGAGUCUAUUGUUGUGGCGCCCAGUCAAACGCUUAGUAACUACGAGUACAACAAACUCAGAAGCACAGCUUUAAAAGUUAUUCGCCACCUGGGAAUUGUUGGUGAAUGUAAUAUUCAAUAUGCUGUGAGCCCUACAUCAAAUGAAUACUACAUUAUUGAAGUCAAUGCCAGAUUGUCUCGUAGUUCAGCUCUAGCAAGCAAAGCCACGGGCUAUCCUUUGGCCUAUGUUGCAGCCAAACUUUCCCUUGGAUUGAGACUGCCUGAUAUUCGAAAUUCCGUCACUGGUUCAACAACUGCUUGUUUUGAGCCAAGUCUUGACUAUUGUGUAGUUAAGAUACCCAGAUGGGAUCUUGCAAAAUUUGCAAGAGUUUGCUCCAAAAUUGGAAGUUCUAUGAAGAGUGUUGGAGAAGUUAUGUCUAUUGGUCGAUGCUUUGAAGAAGCAUUCCAGAAAGCUUUACGCAUGGUUGAUGAGAACAUAAAGGGAUUUGAUCCUUCUAUAAGGUCUGUUGAUGAUGCAGAACUUGAAGCACCAACAGACAAGCGCACUUUUGUCUUGGCAGCUGCAUUGGCUGCUGGAUAUACCAUUGAUAGGCUGUAUGAGCUAACUAAAAUUGAUCGCUGGUUUCUUCAUAAGAUGAAGAAUAUAAUUGAGUUCCAGUCUACUUUAGAGUCUCUUAGUCAAGGAACUCUCUCUCGUGAACCACUCAUCCAAGCAAAACAACUUGGUUUCUGUGAUACUCAAAUUGCAACCUUUGUGAAGAGUACAGAGCUUGCUGUGAGGAAAUUCCGAGAGGAAGUGAAAGUUUUACCUUUUGUGAAACAAAUAGAUACUGUGGCAGCAGAGUGGCCUGCAGUGACAAAUUAUCUGUACCUUACCUACAAUGGUCAUUCACAUGACAUUGCUUUCAGUGGGGGCUCUACAAUGGUGAUUGGAUCUGGUGUGUACCGUAUUGGAAGCUCUGUGGAGUUCGAUUGGUGUGCUGUUGGUUGUCUGAGAGAACUGCGACGAUUAGGGAGAAAAACUAUCAUGGUCAACUACAACCCUGAAACUGUCAGUACUGAUUAUGACAUGGUUGAUAGACUAUAUUUUGAAGAGAUAUCUUUUGAAGUUGUUAUGGAUAUAUACAAUGCUGAAAAUCCUGAAGGAAUCAUUUUGUCUAUGGGUGGACAACUGCCCAAUAAUAUAGCAAUGGAUUUGCAUAGGCAACAAGCUCGAAUCUUUGGCACCUCACCAGAUUCAGUAGAUGGAGCUGAAAAUAGGUUUAAGUUCUCUCGUAUGUUGGAUCGCAUUGGAAUUGGUCAGCCAAGGUGGAAGGAACUCACAAACUUGGAAUCUGCCAAAAGUUUCUGUGAUGAAGUUGGCUAUCCAUGUUUAGUCCGCCCUUCCUAUGUGCUGAGUGGUGCAGCCAUGAAUGUGGCACAUACUCCACAGGACCUUGAAACAUACCUGAACACUGCUAGCAAUGUCAGCAAAGAGCACCCUGUUGUUAUUUCAAAAUUCAUAUUGGAGGCUAAGGAAAUUGAUGUUGACGCAGUGGCUUGUGAUGGUGCUAUUAUCUGUAUGGCAGUCAGUGAACAUGUGGAGAACGCUGGUGUACAUUCUGGAGAUGCUACUCUUAUCACACCACCACAGGAUAUCAAUGAACAAACCUUGAGUAAAAUAACUGCAAUUGCUAAGGCUAUUGCUGGUUCCUUAGAAGUUUCUGGACCCUUUAACAUGCAGUUGAUUGCAAAGGACAACGACAUUAAAGUUAUUGAGUGCAAUGUGAGAGUGUCAAGAUCUUUUCCAUUUGUUUCAAAGACAUUGGAUCAUGAUUUUGUUGCAAUGGCCACUCGUGUCAUUAUUGGAGAGAAAGUAGAACCUGUGAAUGUCAUGGCUGGAUGUGGUAAAGUAGGAUGCAAAGUACCCCAGUUUUCAUUCUCACGUCUUGCAGGAGCUGAUGUGAUGUUGGGCGUUGAAAUGGCAUCUACUGGAGAAGUAGCAUGUUUUGGUGAAAACAGAUAUGAUGCUUAUCUCAAAGCAAUGAUGAGUACUGGAUUUACCAUUCCUAAGCAUUCUAUCCUUCUGUCCGUCGGCAGUUUCAAGCACAAAAUGGAGCUCUUGCCCAGUAUGCAAGCUCUAAGUAAGAUGGGCUACAAACUGUACGCUAGUAUGGGAACUGCUGAUUUCUACACUGAACAUGGAGUUGAUGUGGAGCCCGUCCAGUGGACGUUUGAGAACUUGGAGGCGACGGACGAGGAGAAGGGCGAGCUGAAGCACCUCGCCGACUUCCUGGCCAAGAAGCAGUUCGAGCUCGUCAUCAACCUGCCCAUGCGCAAUGGUGGCGCCCGGCGCGUGUCCUCGUUCGUGACGCACGGCUACCGCACGCGGCGCCUCGCUGUGGACUACUCCGUGCCGCUCGUCACCGACGUCAAGUGCGCCAAGCUGCUCGUCGAGGCCAUGCUGCGCAUCGGGGUGGCUUCUCCGCCCAUGAAGACCCACACGGACUGCGCGUCGUCCAGCACGAUGGUCCGCCUCCCCGGUCUCAUUGAUGUCCACGUGCACGUGCGGGAGCCGGGCGCCACGCACAAGGAGGACUACUCGAGCUGCACUUCAGCCGCCUUGGCUGGCGGUGUCACCAUCAUUUGCGCCAUGCCCAACACUCAGCCAGCCAUCACUGAUGCUUCUGCCUUCCAGCUUGUGAAGGAGCUGGCGGCCUCAAAGGCAAGAUGUGACUAUGCUGUGUUUGUCGGAGCAUCAUCAGAGAACUUCUCAACAGUCCGAGAGCUGGCCCCACUGGCUGCAGGCCUCAAGAUGUACUUAAAUGAAACUUUCACCACUUUGAGAUUGAAAGACCUCACCGUUUGGAGAAAACACAUGGAUGCGUGGCCUCACAAAUCGCCAUUAUGUGUCCAUGCAGAGGGCCAGACCACAGCUGCUGUUCUCCUCUUGGCCACAUUCCACAAUCGCCCCAUUCAUGUUUGUCAUGUUGCCCGUAAAGAGGAAAUUCAGAUUAUUCGUGCAGCUAAGGAGAAGGGCUUACCGGUCACUUGUGAAGUGUGUCCGCAUCAUCUGUUUAUGUCAGAAAAGGAUGUGAAGCAGCUUGGUGAGAAAAAGAGCCGAGUAAAACCGAACUUGGUAACAGAGGAAGAUCAGCGAGCCUUGUGGGAAAACCUGGACAUUAUUGACUGCUUUGCAACUGACCAUGCUCCUCACACAGUAGAGGAAAAGGAUUCUGAAAACGCCCCACCUGGUUUCCCCGGAUUGGAAACUAUGCUGCCACUUCUCCUGACCGCUGUUCAUGAAGGCAAAUUGACUCUGGAGGACAUUAAGGACAAAUUGUACCGCAAUCCCCGGCGUAUAUUUAAUUUGCCAGAACAGCCUAACACUUAUGUAGAAGUGAAUAUGGAUGCAGAAUGGACAAUUCCUGAAGUCCCUCCAUUCAGCAAAGCCCGCUGGACUCCUUUUGCUGGAAGAAAAGUUCGUGGUUGCGUGCAAAGGGUUGUCCUUCGAGGAGAGGUUGCUUAUGUGGAUGGUCAAGUACUUGUCCCCCCUGGAUUUGGACAAGAUGUCCGAGAACUUCAAAACAGGAAACAGCCAUUGCUUAGUGCAUAUACUUCAUCAGCCCCUGCUGUCAAUUACUAUGCUGACCCUAUUUUGCCAAGUAGUCGUCCAUCUUCUGCCAUGGACUUCGACCGCUCACAGAUUUUGAGGGAAAUGGAUGAUUCUCAUAGACAUGAAAAUGGAUUGGAUGGCUCACAUGAACGUCUCCACCACUUAACACCAGAUCCUCAAUCAAUCAACAGAUGUUCAUCACCCUUGUUAAACCACACACACUCACGCAUCCGUUACAAUAGUGAGUCCAGCCUAUAUCCUGGAGCUGGGGGUCAAACUACUUCUCUGAUUGGUGCUCAUGUGCUCAGUGUAAAAAUGUUCUCCAAAGACCAUCUCAAUGAAAUAUUUAACUUGGCACAAACUAUGAGAGCAUUUGUGUUGAAGGAGAGAAAUCUAGACCAUAUUCUGAAGGGGAAAAUUAUGGCAUCAAUAUUUUAUGAAGUUUCCACUCGCACCAGCUGUAGUUUUUCUGCAGCAAUGUUGCGCUUAGGUGGUCAAGUCAUUCACAUGGAUGAAACUUCCUCAUCAGUGAAGAAGGGUGAAACUCUAGAGGAUUCUGUGGCUGUGAUGGCUGGGUACUCAGAUGUUGUGGUUUUACGUCAUCCAGAGCCUGGUGCAGUGAAUAAAGCAUCUGCUCAUUGUCGCAAGCCAUUAAUAAAUGCUGGAGACGGAAUUGGAGAGCAUCCAACUCAAGCAUUGCUAGAUGUCUUUACCAUUCGAGAGGAGAUUGGUACAGUAAAUGGCCUCACUAUUACAAUGGUGGGAGACCUGCUGCAUGGCCGUACCGUUCACUCUCUGGCUCGUUUGCUCACUCUUUACAACAUUCAAUUGCGUUACGUUGCCCCUCCUGGUCUCGGAAUGCCUCAGCAUGUUGUUGAUUUUGUCAAGAGUAAAGGCAUCCCUCAAGAAAGUUAUACUACUUUGGAGAGUGCCUUACCCGAAACAGAUGUUUUAUAUGUGACUAGAAUUCAAAAGGAACGCUUUGCUUCCCAGGAAGAAUAUGAAAAGGUCAAAGGGUCCUAUGUUGUCACCCCCAAGCUCAUGACACGUGCCAAGCGUAAAAUGAUUGUCAUGCAUCCUUUGCCCAGAGUUGAUGAGAUAAGUGCGGAGUUUGAUUCUGACCCAAGGGCAGCGUACUUCAGACAAGCUGAGGGUGGAAUGUAUAUCCGUAUGGCACUUCUUGCAAUGGUUAUGGGGCGCUGUUGAAAGUUAACAUGUGUUACAGCCAUAAAACUGUUUCCUUUCACAUACUCGCUUUAAAUGAAUUAUUUUUGAUGUGAAAGUUGUACAGACAUUUUUGCAAUUGUCAUUUCA
Messenger RNA from Frankliniella occidentalis (western flower thrips), 7195 nucleotides. RefSeq names its product CAD protein (gene rudimentary). The record is from RefSeq and is a predicted model, not a curated record. Gene Ontology annotation, cellular component: cytosol; cytoplasm. Gene Ontology annotation, molecular function: metal ion binding; amino acid binding; aspartate carbamoyltransferase activity. Gene Ontology annotation, biological process: L-citrulline biosynthetic process; UTP biosynthetic process; L-glutamine metabolic process. NCBI's taxonomy places the organism in Eukaryota, Metazoa, Arthropoda, Insecta, Thysanoptera, Thripidae.